This is a messenger RNA of Acanthaster planci (crown-of-thorns starfish), 5952 nucleotides long. It is a transcript of the gene ankrd27, whose product is annotated as ankyrin repeat domain 27. Gene Ontology annotation, molecular function: SNARE binding; guanyl-nucleotide exchange factor activity. NCBI's taxonomy places the organism in Eukaryota, Metazoa, Echinodermata, Asteroidea, Valvatida, Acanthasteridae. Gene Ontology annotation, cellular component: early endosome; neuron projection; plasma membrane. Gene Ontology annotation, biological process: neuron projection morphogenesis; early endosome to late endosome transport. The record is from RefSeq and is a predicted model, not a curated record.
UCCAUUGAGCACUUUGAUCGCAGAAAACUAAGGCAUGUCGCCACUGUCGACAAGAGCCGGCCCAUGCAUAUAAUAAGAGCACCCUCGCUUGAUGAGGCAGAAGCUCCCCGGCAGGGUGUCGAAAGCUGGAUCUCAGGAAACACUCAGCACCAGGAAGGUUCGAGUUGGGCCGGAGGGGAAGAGGAUGAGGCCACCGACCACACGCAGGAUGGGAUAGCUGAGGAAACCAAGGAUGGUGCGACAGAUACAGCAUUGACCAAAGAACCUCAUGCAUCUGAUCGAAGAAGAACGAUAGAAGAUGAUGGCUCAAAUUUAAAAAAUCCACAAGUGGAAAAGGAGACUGUCCAAUCAAAUGCAUCUACCUUUGCCAAUUUGAAUGCCAGCAGGAGUGAACAAGACUGUGUUAAAGCUGAGGAGCAUCUUGCCAUCAAAGAUGACGCCAACCCUCUCCAGGAACAGGAAGCAGGGGAGAGCAGAUCUCGCGCAAAGAAGCACAAGUCCAUUGUUUCGUUUGUGGAACCUGAGACAAGGCAUGAUCCCGGAGAGCCAACCAGGGAACAGAGGACUGAGGGGAUGGUGGUUGGAGGUAGUAAAGCAGAGCCUGGAGAGGUUUUUUCUGCAGAGUUGAGAGAAGAUAAUGGAGUAGAAUCGGCUCUGGUUGCUACAGAGGUGUCAACAGCUACAGAUGCCAACGUAUCACUGAGCACGGACGCAGUUGGGGGUUCCACUCACCAGCUGCCACCACUAACAGAGAUGCAGGAUGUCACGGCUACUUUCCACAGUAUCCCAACCUCGCCUGGGCACCGGCGGAUAGGGUCCAACGUCAGCUUGGACGAGAUGACCUCGCUGACUCAAAGCAUGAAUGCAUACGCCGAGUCCUUGCCACCGUCCUCCCCAACUGGCGGAUCAGGAGACCUCGCCGAGAGCACAGUGGGCUUUGUGGAGGCGUUGAGAGGCAAAUCCAGGGAGGAUCUGUCAGAUGCAGAACGUUUAGCACAGCAACGGGAGGCUUUGAUGAGCAGUCCACUGACAGACUCAGAAAUUGAUUGCAUGGAGCCAUUAAACCAAGAUGGCCACAUUAGCUAAGUGCAUUGAGGGCAAUUGAUUUGAAAGGCUGAAGCUGUAGGAGCAAGCAUGUACUGUACUGCGUGAAAGGUUUGACCUUUUAUGACCUGGUAAAUACACAUGGCUAAACCCAAUCAAACAAACUAAUUCUAUAUCUUUUCCGGGAUUUUCCAGGACUAAGAUAUAAAAAUUUCCAUGUUAUUUUGCAGAAAAAGUUGAUCGGAUUAUAAAAGAACGGGAAGACCACCAUAGCCGCUACCAUAGACUGACAAGGAUAUCCUGUAAAUGUGUAAUUAUUCCAUAAUCACAUCAAUAGCCUCUCAUCAAAUAUAACCCUGGCAUGACCUGAUUUGUAUGACUUUUCUAUGACUUUUUGUCCUAUGAAAACAGGAUUCCAAGGACACCCUAUUUUUUCCCAAUAUUCGAGGACUUUCCCAUGAUUUUACAGGGAAAAAUUGUUCCCCAGGACCUUUAAGGAUUUCCAUGGCUGCUGGAAACCCUGCUGUAAAUCAUCAUUUUAACACUUUUGCAACUAAAUCAGCACCUCCUCCCCCUCCCUCUUCUUGGAAGAUUUCUUGUCUUCAUCAACUUGGAUCAAUCCAAUUUGCUGGAUGGCUGUCGCACCUUCAGAUUGAUAUUGUGGGAACAGCAUAGCGUAGUUGAAGAGGUCUGUUUGCAAAAAUCUGCAACGAUGGGGCCAACUUACUGUACUCCUUUCAUCAGCUACUGGUGGGGACAAGCUACCCGUAAGCUAAAGGUAUCUUUUAUCAGGAUACCAAACCCGAGGUUAAUUGAGGUAACUAUGAAGUAAAGUAAGCAGAAGAAUGCUUCUGUCUAUCGGUAAAUCCUUUGUACAUGUAGUUUGACCAGGCAACAGUGCCCAAUUUCAUCGUUGUGCUUAAUGUGGAAUUUCGUGCUUACCGUCAAUUUUCUAUGCCAUCAGGUCUAGCAUUAAAUAUUGUGCUAACCAAGAAAGCACAGAAUCCCUCACGUAUGAGAUUUGCACAUGCGUGUUGCUCACAUUUGAAUGCUAACCAGUGACAUACGUGUAUGGUAAUUGUUACCGCAGUAAUUGUCACCAUAGAAUUUUCUGCUUUAGUUACAUGUACAUUUUCUUGCUUAGAGUAAGUAGAGCUGUUAACGUUGAGGUCUGAUUCUGCAGCCAAGUCCUUUGCUGAAGGCAGGCAUAGUUUCAAUCAAGCCAUGACACAGAUGGGCCAGUGUCGCUUUUAACGCUUUAUAGUAAUUGGGUCUUAGACCUUGGUAGCGUAUCUGAAUAUUUUGAAAAAGCAUGUUAAAAAUAUCUUACACUAAACGGAGCUGUGCUUCAAAACGUUUAUAUUCCGGAAAAGUAUUGAUGUGAUUUUUCACUCAACAAUGGGUACUUCAGCAUAAACCCUCAGCCUAGUCAUUUUGAGUAUUUUACAGAAGCACGGUAUUCAUUGUUAGGACUACAUGUACCUUUUAAGAAGUAUUGGACUUUGCAUUUGCAAGCACUGUGUGCGCGGUGUGUGGAAUGCCUCAAGGAAUGUUGACACGUGACUUGUUUAUAGAUUCAUGAAUUGCUCUUGACAUUACUCGGCUAUCUACUUACAUGUCGGUUUUUGGAACCUUUUAAACCCCAUUGGAAGAUUUGGAGGCAUAACUGGAGGUUUUUGUUUGUUUUCCUACUGGCAUUGUAAACCAUUUUAUCACAGAUCAGUCACAAGUAAUCUCAAAUCAUGCAGUCUCUAGUUGAGUCACAGCAGACAUUAAAGAUCAGCCACUAUUGGUUAUUCACAAUUUCUCGUUUUAUUAAAUUUAAGUUAUAUUUAAAACAAUUUAUCAUGUGAAAAAACUAAUUGAAAAUUGCUACUGACGUCAAACGCACGAGUUGAAGUUCUUCAUUUCAGGCAAAAUGAAAACAAAAGUCGUUGGGAGCAUCCAAUAGAAGCCCGUUUUGAUGAUGUUACAACGGUUCUGCUGUUAUACGACUGUUUCAUCAUUUUGGGGUGAACGUGCCCGCGUGCGUGAGCGCUGUGCUUGCCCGAAAAUAACUGAAUUAAACGAGUUAGGACAGUGAGAGAGUUGGAAUUGCUUUAACUUCAAAACAAUGUUGAUCGGGCAAGUUAAGGUGAUGUCUACGCUGGAUGAUACAGUUGAAUCGCCCCAAUUUGAACCGGAGUAAAGUCCCGAUGAAAUUUAGGCAGAUGGUUGCGGUAAUUUGCUGAGAAUGGCCGGCGAGGAAACAGACAGCCUACUACAUUGUAGGGCCACAAGGUCAAGAAACUAUGGAGGAACGAGAGCAGCAGUUUAUAUGACAUAAUCAAAUCGCUACAUUUGUUUGCCGCCCUCAUCGACGCUUUUUUAUUUUUCUCAAAGCAUUCUCGCGGUGGAACUGAACCCUCCAAAUGACGGUUUCUUUUAUAAAUGCAAAGAAAAGCUACCUCCUUAGUCAUUAUAUGGGUAAUAAUGACCAAUUCCCAGUUGAACCGUUUAAAAGCAGUAUGAGUGAUCUUUAAUAGUCAAGGAAAUGUGACAGUAGCAUUCUUGUCAAAGCGAAAAAAUCUCUACUUGUGAAAAAGCGUGUUGGCUGAUUAGACUAGUGAUUUGACUUGUGGCCGACUGGUACAUGUAUACGUAAUUGGCUGGCCGGGAAUGCAACUGUAUUUUUUUGUUUUGUCCGAUUGGUUGGCAGUUUGUUUACUGAAUCCGAGAGCAGUUUGAUCAGUGCUCCUGGGUUUGUACACAUCGAAAAGAAGGGCUUACCAUUUAGCUUCCUAACACGGCAAGUAUGUUAACUGUGAUAUCGGACAGAUCGGUCAUUUCACUAUUUUCGAAAAUGACAGUUCCUGCUGAAUCCGUUACACUAAUAUAAUGCAGAAUUUUGUGUCAUUUAUACCCUUGCUAAAGGACUUGGGCAAACGGAAACAGCCCCUUUAACAAUGAGUUGAAAACGUUGUGACAUUCAAAACGUGUUUCGAGGCUGGGUAUUUUGGCUGUUUUGCCCACAUUUUAUAGAAUGAAUCUUUCCAUUUUAUCGUCACCUAAUUUCACAUUUGAAGUUCUUUGCAUUUGUUGGACUCAGCUGAAACACUUUUAAGGAAGUGUCCUUAUUAGGUAAGGUUUUGAAAAUUGUUUUGAAUGUUUAUUAGUUAUUGGAUGCUAUUCACAGAACGCAUGCCAUUGUAUCAAAGAACAGAGCUUCUCACAUUGAGGUUUUUGUAUAGAAGUUUCAAUGAAAUAACCUUUACAAAAAUUAACUAAUAUAAAUAUUGACUAAUGAUGAAAUUGCCUUAACUUCUAGAGACAGUGACCCAAAGUUACUUGUAUUUGUUUCGAAUUAUAUGGAAAUUAUUUUUUUUACGCUGCAAUUUAAUUGCAAUAUUGAUUCUAAAGGUAAAGUUUUUGAGGUUUUGCCGCCUUUAAUUACAUUGUAUAUUCCUUUCUUCACCUGUUGGCUUUUAGUUUAUUCGUCUAGAUAUUCACUGUGUUAAUCCUCUUUAAAUUUGAUCCUUGAUGAGAUACAUGGUAUGCUAUUAUGUAAGAAUCUUACAGGCAUUAAUGUUUCUACAUAACCUCGUCGACAACUCUGACCAUGAACUAACGAUCACAAACGGAGGAGCACAAGGAGCAAUUUUUUUUCUACCUGUGUGCAACCGGUGUUUUGAUUUGUUUUAUUGUUUUGGUCUUGGCAUAAGUCAUGCUGACUACCUCAUGCUGAAUACUUUGCAGUCUGGAUGGUGUCAUUGAAAAACAUAUGACGUUCCUUUCAGAAUAUCACUUACUCCUAAAGGAGAGUUCACUUAGUGUCACCGGAAACGUUCGUCUCAUGUCUUUCCGUGUAAUUCACAUACAGCUUAGGGCCUACGGCUUUUGAAAAUGAUUAACUUCAUGGGAUCCGUUUCAGUGUCGCAAGAAAAUCUGCCCUGGUCUUUCUUCAUGUCACGAAAUUCCUUUAUUUAUUAUUGUUGUUUUUAUUAUUGGCAUUAUUUUGGCUCUAUUUUUUCUGCAGUUGAUUGUUAGCUCAAGACAACCACAUAAAACACAUGCAUUUGUGUACACAAAAGUAAUUUGCCUCUGUCACCUUAGAACCUAAUACGCUUAAUCUAAAUUGUUCCUGAUGGUGCACCUACCUUUGAGUUGUUGAAACUUACUCGUUUGAAGUAACGUUUCUUAAAUGAGAAGGGUAUUCGGUGUUUUUUAAAAUUCUAACCAGAUUGUUUGACUCUAGUGCUUGAGGAAUGCAUGCAAGAGAAUGUUACAUUGACCCCAAUGACCUCUCGCACAGACGGCUUCAGUUCACUCACUGAUCAAAACUUUCUCUGCCGGUUGGCGUUGCAGUGUCCGUGAAGGAUAUUAGGUCAACCCUUUUUCAUUUUCCCCCGACAGAACACUUGAUUUUAAACCCCUUUCUUCAUAUUGCUCACCCGUGUCACACCAACAGAUAAUCAAUCUUGAUCUCCAGUGGUUACUAGCACCACUUGUUUCAACCUAGUGCAGGGAAAUUAACCUUCAAUAAAGGAUAGAUCAUUCUAAAUAAGGAAUUAAUAUUCGCCGAUUGGUGCAAUAAUGUGUAAAUAUGGUAAUUUGUUUACAAUUGCAUUGUCUACCGCUGUAUAACUGCUGGACUAGUUAAUUACUGUCACAUGCAAAUACCAAUCAUAUAUUAUCAAAUCAGAUCAGUGUUCCGAUUUUUCUUGUGAAUACGGGCAUUCAACUUGUAUCAGGCUGUAGCCCGUUUUAGUAAAUUGCGCCUACGUGUACGUGUUUGUAUUGUUGAGCCAUUUAUGGAAAUUAACAAUAUCGUUUAAUUUACAGUUAUUCUUAUUUCAUCAACCACAUCUUGCAAAAAAUUAAAAUGUGUGCAGGCCUCCUCUUCAUAGACCUGCGUCCAUCGUAACCUUA